GAAAGAGGAGAGGAGAGUAGAGCAGGAGCGGCAGCGGCAGCGCGCGCACACACCAUACAGAGGACAGGGAGACAGGCGAGACGAGACGAGACGAGACAAGACAGGACAAGACAAGACAAGAAUACAGCACAGCCGCGCCAGGGCAACAGUUUGCAAAACGGAGAAGUGACGCUAGCGUUUCAGAGCCGAGCUUAAAUCCUCCCAAAAAACCGCUGUUUACUUUGACGACUUGAUUAAAUAAAACGCGCAGCACUGAAAAGUAUGCAAAGGCGCGAGCGCGUCGCACGCGCAGCGGACAGAAAUCAAUCAUAGAUCUUCGAGAUCAGUGUCUCGUUUUCAUUUCCUCCGGGAAGAAGGAAGAGCACGAAGGAAGAGUCAUGGAUCAGACACUAGGUAGAAAGAUCAGCUAGCGCUUUCAGAUCCCGAAGAGAAGAGAAGAUACAGUGCACCUGAGAAGAGAUCAUGGAUUUCGGGACGAUACGGAACCUCAUCACUCGAUGGUGUGCAGGGGAGGAGAACUGGGUGGACAGCAGGACCGUGUAUAUCGGACAGAAAGUGCCACCCCCCGGCACUGAGGCCUACAUCCCUCAGAGGUUCCCCGACAACAGAAUAGUCUCCUCCAAGUACACCUUUUGGAACUUCAUUCCAAAGAAUUUGUUUGAACAGUUUAGAAGAAUCGCAAAUUUCUACUUUCUCAUCAUCUUUCUCGUUCAGUUAAUCAUCGAUACUCCCACCAGUCCCAUCACCAGUGGCUUACCACUUUUCUUUGUCAUCACUGUAACUGCUAUUAAACAGGGCUAUGAGGACUGGCUCAGGCACAAGGCGGACAAAGCCAUCAACCGAUGUCCAGUCCAAGUCGUCCAAAAAGGCAAAGUGGUUCGCAAGCAGAGUCGCAAUCUGCAGGUGGGUGACGUGGUGCUGGUGAAGGAGGAUGAGACGUUCCCUUGUGACCUGAUCCUGCUUUCCACCAGCAGAGACGAUGGCACGUGUUUCGUCACCACUGCCAGCUUGGACGGCGAGUCCAGUCACAAGACCUAUUAUGCAGUUCAGGACACCAAGGCCUUUAAUACAGAGAAGGAGGUGGACCAACUGCAGGCCACGAUAGAAUGUGAACAACCCCAACCAGACCUCUACAAAUUUGUGGGACGCAUCAAUAUUUAUUUGGACCGAGAUGAGCCCAUUGCGAGACCUCUGGGCUCAGAAAACCUGCUGCUGCGAGGGGCCACGCUGAAAAACACCGAGUUCAUAUACGCUGUGGCUAUCUACACCGGCAUGGAGACCAAAAUGGCCCUGAACUACCAGUCCAAGUCCCAGAAGCGCUCUGCUGUAGAAAAGUCUAUGAAUGCGUACCUGGUUGUUUAUCUCUGCAUCUUGAUCAGUAAAGCUCUAAUCAACACUGUCCUCAAGUACGUGUGGCAGGCCGACCCCAACCGAGACGAGCCCUGGUACAACCAGAAAACAGAGACCGAGCGCCAACGUCAUAUAUUGAUACGGGCCUUCACCGACUUCCUGGCUUUCAUGGUCCUCUUCAACUACAUCAUUCCUGUAUCCAUGUACGUGACCGUGGAAAUGCAGAAGUUCCUAGGCUCCUAUUUUAUUACAUGGGACGACGAGAUGUUCGACGAAGAGCUGGGAGAAGGAGCGCUUGUUAACACCUCGGAUCUUAACGAGGAACUCGGGCAGGUGGAGUAUGUCUUCACUGAUAAGACGGGAACUCUGACGGAGAACAACAUGGAGUUUAUCGAGUGCUGUGUCGACGGUCACGUGUACGUACCGCACGUCAUCUGUAAUGGCCAGAUCAUAGCUGGAGCCAGCAGCAUCGACAUGAUCGACUCGUCGCCUUGCAGUGAGAGGAAGGAGCAUGAGGAGCUGUUUUUCCGGGCGUUAUGCUUGUGUCACACGGUGCAGGUGAAGGAGGAGGAGACGGUGGACGGCAUUAAGCGGGGAAUCCACCAGGGAAAAUCUUCGUCCUUCUACAUAUCAUCAUCUCCUGAUGAGGUGGCGCUGGUGGAGGGCAUGAAGAGGCUGGGCUUCACCUACCUGCGACUGAAGGACAACCACAUGGAGAUCCUCAACAGGGAGGAGGAGAUCGAGAGGUUUGAACUGAUGGAGGUGUUAAACUUCGACUCUGUGAGACGGAGGAUGAGCGUUAUUGUCAGAUCCAGCUCAGGGGACUUCUACCUGUUCUGCAAAGGUGCCGACUCUUCCAUUUUUCCCCGAGUCAUCUCAGGGAAAGUAGACGAGGUCCGAGCCCGGGUAGAGCGUAACGCUGUGGAGGGUUUACGGACACUUUGCGUAGCGUACAAGAAGCUUUCUCAGGAGGACUACGAGGAAGUGUGUCAUCUCAUCAGCAGUGCUAAGCUAGCUCUGCAGGAUCGGGACAGAAAACUGGCUGAGGCGUAUGAUCUGAUCGAGAGAGAUUUUAUCCUGCUAGGAGCAACAGCUGUGGAGGACCGGCUGCAGGACAAAGCGGCCGACACCAUCGAGUCCUUGCACAAGGCAGGCAUGAAGGUGUGGGUUCUCACCGGUGACAAGAUGGAGACGGCGGCUGCCACGUGCUACGCCAGCAAGCUGUUCCGCAGGAGCACGCAGAUCCUGGAGCUGACCACCAAGAGGACGGAGGAGCAGAGCCUACACGAUGUGCUGUUCGACCUGAGCAGAACCGUACUGCGGCAGCACGGCACCAUGAGCCGAGACACUUUCUCUGGCUUGUCUAACGAGUUCAUGGACUACGGGCUGAUCAUCGACGGAGCCACUCUGUCUGCAGUGCUGAAACCGGCGCAGAACGGCAGUACAGGAAACUACAAAGAGCUCUUCCUGGAGAUCUGCAGGAACUGCAGCGCCGUGCUGUGCUGCCGCAUGGCCCCGCUACAGAAAGCGCAGAUCGUCAAGCUGAUAAAGAUGUCGAAGGAGCAUCCCAUCACUCUGGCCAUUGGAGACGGUGCCAAUGACGUCAGCAUGAUCCUGGAAGCUCACGUGGGCAUCGGCAUCAUGGGUAAGGAGGGGAGGCAGGCAGCCCGUAACAGUGACUAUGCAAUUCCGAAAUUUAAGCACCUGAAGAAGAUGCUGCUGGUGCACGGCCAUUACUACUACAUCCGGAUAUCUGAGCUGGUGCAAUACUUCUUCUACAAGAAUGUGUGCUUCAUCUUUCCCCAGUUUCUUUAUCAGUUCUUCUGUGGCUUCUCCCAGCAGCCACUGUAUGAUACAGCAUAUCUCACAUUGUACAAUAUCAGCUUCACCUCGCUGCCCAUCCUGCUUUACAGUCUGAUCGAGCAGCACAUCAAUAUGGACAUCCUGAAACGGGAUCCUUCGCUUUACAGAGACAUUGCGAAGAAUUCUCUGCUCCAAUGGCCCAUCUUCAUCUACUGGACAUUUCUAGGAGUCUUCGAUGCGGUGGUCUUUUUCUUUGGUGCUUUCUUCCUGUUCGAUAACACCAGCUUCACCAGCAACGGACAGCUAAUGGCCACAAACACGCAGAUGAUGUUUGGAAACUGGACAUUUGGAACUCUGGUGUUCACAGUGCUGGUAUUUACAGUCACGUUAAAGCUCGCUCUGGACACACACUACUGGACGUGGAUCAACCAUUUCGUCAUCUGGGGGUCUCUGCUGUUCUACGUGAUCUUCUCAUUACUCUGGGGCGGCAUCAUUUGGCCGUUCCUGAACUAUCAGAGGAUGUACUACGUCUUCAUGCAGAUGUUGGCCAGUGGACCGGCGUGGCUCAGCAUCAUUCUGCUCAUCAUGGUCAGUCUGCUGCCCGACGUGCUUAAGAAAGUGCUGUGGCGAGCCCUGUGGCCCACCACCACCGAGAAAAUACAGAAUGCAGACAAGCUGUAUAAUGGUCAGCUGUCGGAGUUUACCCCUCUGUCCUCCAUCCACACUCCACCUGUCCACAAACAGGGCGCCGAUGAGGAUCAAAGCCACGCCCAUCGCAGGUCUGACUCUUCCCCUCGUAAAAAAGUGAUGUACACCCGCUGGGGUGGUGGCCCUGACUACUGCACUUUCCGGCCUUUCUUCCGAAUUGGGGGAAACCCCAGGCUGUCUGGGAUGGCGUACGCCUACGCCACACCCGGGCGUGAAACUUCCAUCUGAAACGAAAAUCUGAGCUAAUAUUGAGACUUGCACACGAUAGUGCAGACCUGAUCCUGAAAUUGCAAAUUGUUCACAAAAGUAUUCACUUGAAAAUCACACUCUGUUCGCCAAGGCAGCACACAGCAGCAAGGCUGGGUGUUGGUUGGUGGUUUGGAAGCAGGCUUAAAAGGGCCAGCAGAUCCAUAGGAGUGUUUAAAGUGCUGUGUUAAGGGGCCUUUUUUUACCCUGAUUCCCGUGUAUAUGCUUGUUUGUGGUUGUGUGUGUUACCCUGAGUCACACCUCCCAUGUGAAAAUGACUUGAAACUAAUAUCCUGGCACUGAGCAGCUAUAAUACAACAUACAGCUUUCUCACUGGAUAGAAAUGAUCUGAAUGUGGAUAUAUAUAUAUAUGAUAUAUGUGAUGUGUACACUCACUGACUACUUUAUUAGGAACCCCUGUACACCUGCACAUUCAUGCAUAUGUCCAAUCAGCCAAUCACAUGGCCAAUCAUACACACAGUAGCCUCUGAUUCAUGUUCAGGUCUGAGAGAAGUGGAACCUGUUGUAGUUCUUCCACCUCACCGUUUGUUUAUUCGAAUCGUGUAACUUCCUCGUCUGCCGAUCCCUCUCUGGAUGUUUUUCUUUGUGUAAAGACCUUCUGACGUUUGAUGUGAACAUGACAUUACAUUGCUGUGCAUGAUAAUAUGCAUUACGCCAUUGCUGCUGCAUGAUUGGCUGAUUUGCCGGUGAUGAACGCGCAGGUGUACAGCUCCACUGAGUGUAUAUGACAUGGACUUGUGUGAUCUGUACACAGAUCCUCACACUUAUUUCUUCCUUCUCUCUCGAAUUUUCUUCCCUUCCCCCUUUUUUUUUCUUUUCUUCCUUUUUUCAUUUUUUUUUUCUUUUAUUUUAUUUUUAGAACUAACUGGUGUUGUCUUUGCGCAACUCUGGUUUUGAGGAACACUCCGUAAAGGCACCGUUAUGUUGAAUUGUAAGUGGCUGAACUUCGGCCAUCGUUGCAUCUUUACUCCACUAGAUAGAGCUCGCCAAGAAUGCCAUAGGUGUGUGUGUGUGUGAAGUAGUAGUAGUGUGUGUGUGUUUGUGAGACAUGAGACAAAAGCUAGGACUGGAUUGUCUCAGCUUUGUCAUUUGUAAUAUAAUUGCACCAGUUCAGUAGCUCAUAUGACAACUUAUCAAUUUAACUCUAUAGCUAGAUAAAUAAGUCUAAAACCGAGUGGCAGCUUGUUAGUCCGGUGUAGGUGCUCAAAGAUGUGCUAUAGCUAUUUCUGUCACCCCUUUCCCUUUCCCCUUAUAUCCUUAUCUUUAGCUUUUCUUUAUUUUUUUUUGGUUUUUUGGACAAACCUGACUAUCUACCUUAGCAUCCAUGUUCUUCUGCCUUAACGCUGUAACAUUUCCCAUGCUUCAUACUGUGGUCUGGACACCAAAGGUUGUAAAAUAAUAGAUAAACGGAGUAAACUAGUGUUCUUCUUGCCUUACACUGAUGUUGAGGGAGCGGGGAAAGGGGCGCAUGACGGCAUUAGACGAAUCCCACCGCACUGCCUUAAGUUCACACGCUGCACCAGCAGACAGCUGGAUGGUAGACGGUUCCCUUUUAGACUGAUCGCAGGUCAGUUUUUCCUCUUUUACUACUCUAUCUAUCUAUUGAUCUAUUGAUCUAUCUAGGUAGAUGGAUAGAUAGAUGGAGAUAUCACUGUAUUUUGCUAUAGUAUGAAUAUUUCAGUUUUGGAUUGUUGAACGGAAAAGCUGGUUGAAGAUCAGUGUAAAAACAGGAAUAUAUAUAUUUUUUUUUAGAGAGAUAGCAGUAGCAAGCUUCUCAUAACAUCUGCUACAGCAGGCUAAGGGACGCAAGACUCCUCAAGACGAUCUCUAGUUUUUAUUUUCACUCCCAGUGGCAGCAAGCUUUGCUAUAUUUAGGUGGCUCGUACCUAAUGUUUGUAUUUUAAAAGGUUUUAUUUCACUGUUGAGCCUCAGUGCGGAGUCUUGUGUCGCUACGCUAGCUUCAUUCUGUCACUAUAAUCUGCCUGAUCAGCAUUCAUAGUCACUGUCUGUUUGUCUGGUGUAUUCAUGUGUCACCUGAUCACCCGGUCGAUUGGCUUACACCUGAGAUGGCUCCUGUUCACUAUGUUGCACUUCCCUUUAAUUCAUUGACCUCAUAGUGAAGAGAAGCCAUAUAAAUCAUCUCAUUUAUAAAAUAGAGCCAAUAUGAUGAUAUUACAGUACAAGAGAUGGUUAUAGGGUGAUGCUCUGUAUUACAGUUCUGUUUCCUCAAGGCUUCAUGACGCAUACAUAAGGCCUUCAUGACAGCUGGCGAAUACGGGUCAGGUGUCAGGUGUGCGCUCGCGUAAACUCUGCUUCAGAUGUGGAGUUGAUAUAACAGCUGAAUUAAGCGACAUCUGGUAGACGUGAGUUGGUGUUUGGAUGACCUGCAUUUUUAAACUACAAGAACGUAGCUCUGUUAAACAUCUCAGCUGUAAAAACACUAAGAGAAAUAACACAACACUUUUAAAUGAUAUCAUCAUUUAUUAGAAAUCCAAAUGGGGGUCAGAAUGCAGACCUUUUUACACAUACAAAAAUACCCCAAAAAAAAAAUAAAAACGAAAUCUUUUCCUCAUCAUUAAUAACAACAGAUGAGCUAAUCAACACAUGAAUCUACAUUGAUUGACCGCUAUGUAGGUGUUAUCUCUAAUAUCUCUAAUAUUUGACUGACAACCCUGUUAGCCCCGCCCUCCUUCCAUCCCAUUUCUCGCUUCCCCCGCCUCCACAACAAGCAAACUAUUACAACUAGAAAUUUCAGCUGAAAUGGUAAAAAAUGUUUAUUUUUUCACUCUAAAAAGAAAAUAAAUAAAACAAGGCCUACAUCAACAUGUCAAUAAUAAUAAAAAAAAUAAUAAUAACACUAUACGGAUUAUAAUAAAAAUAAUUGUACAGUCCAGGUGCUCGGGUUUGGGUGAUGAUGGUGAAGCUGCUGCGUGUCUGUUUUAUUUAAAAUCCUGACACUAGAAAUGUUUCUGUAUUUAAGAUCAUUUUCCUAGAAUAGGAGAAAAGAAUGUAAACGUUUCUAUUUUCUAAUCUAACUUUCUACUGUUUAUAUAAACAGACACCUGGCAGUUUUUCCUCCUCGUAUAUAUAUAUAUUCGCACACUAGCGCCUUAUUCCUCGUCAGGGUUGCCAGGUCAGCGUUAUGUAAUAACGUUUAUUAUGCAGCUCUGUACUCAUUGAUCAUCGCAGCAGUGCAAUAAACGACAAAAAGUCAGUCAUCAUGACGGUACAACACAAAACAGUUACUUCCUCUCUCUGUUAUCAGCUGGACUUCAAAAAUUCCUGAAGGCAGCAGUGGACAGCUGUGGGAAAAGUAAUAGAUCAUAUAGAUUUAUGUCGGUUGUCAUGAAGGGUUUAUGUACUGUGUCACACAGCUCUUGGAACACUGCCCUAACAUUGUACAUCUAAUCUAAUCUGAUCUAUCUAUGUACAUGUUGGAUCAUUCUUAUAGUGCAAUGCUUAGAUAAUUCUCACAUCUUAACUGUGUGUAUUAUCUCCUUUCCUUUUACAUUCCUUUUUUUUUUGUCUUUGUCGUUUCUCGCAUUCUCAGACGUGUCGGAUCCGAGACUCUCAUCUGCCUUCAUACGUACUUUCACUGUCUUUGUUUCCAAAAAUCUCAUGGCUGUUUAUAGAUCUCUGAGCUUAUAACAUUGUUAUCCAUGGCAGAGCUUGAGACAGAGACAAAGACAUACGCUAUAUUGACGAAAGUUUUGGGACAUCUGCCUUUACAUGCACAUGAAUGUAAUAUGGAGUUGACCCGCCCUUUGCAGCUAUAACAGCUUCAUCUCUUCUGGGAAGGCUUUCCACAAGGUUUAGGAGUGUGUUUAUGGGAAUUUAUGACCGUUCCUCUUGAAGUGCAUUUGUGAGGUCAGGAUGAGAAGACCUGGCUCACAGUCUCUGCUCUAAUUCAACCCAAAGGUGUUCUAUCAGGUUGAGGUCAGGACUCUGUGAAGUUCCUCCACACCAAACUCUCUCAUCCAUGUCUUUAUGGACCUUGCUUUGUGCACUGGUGUACAGUCAUGUUGGAACAGGAAGGGGUCAUCCCCAAACUGUUCCCUACAAAGCAUGAAAUUGUCCAAAAUGUCUUGCUAUGCUGAAGCAUUAAGAGUUCCUUUCACUGGAACUAAUAUGAUUUGAUUUAGAGAGGUGUCCCAAAACUUUUGGCAAUAUAAUGUAUAUUGAGAGAUGAUUGCUAAGAUGUAUAUUUUGUGUCGGCUAUUUUUCUAUUUCUCUCUUUUAAUGUUUUAGCUGCUCGUGAGUUAGGUGCCUUGUGGUUGAUAGGAAGAUUUCAGAAAUGAAAGAAAAAAGAAAAGGUCCAGGAGGCUUGUAGACAUUUAUUUUUCCUUCCAACCCUUAACACAAAAACACCAAGGUCAAUACUUCAUUUAUUGCUCCGUGUAAAAAAAAAAAAAAAUAAUACCAGAUGUUACUUUUGAAAAGAUGUCUAUUAUUUUUAUUUUUCUUAAAAAAUGUACGUUAUGCCACAAUCAAUCCAGAAAUGCUAUAUAUUACUGUAUGUGUGUCUAAAAUGAGGUUUACAGUUAGAGAAUGAAUGAACUAAUGAACAAUCUAACUCGGUCGAACGGAUGACUUUGCUUCUGGUCCAAAGCUGCAUUGCUGUACGUGUCUGAAUGUAAUCACUGUUCAUGACUCGAACUCAAACACAUCAUCGGUCCGACUCAAACACAGCCGUUUGGAUGUUUGCAUGUUAACGAUAGCUGCUAAGCUCUUAAUCAUGAAUUUUUUUUUUUUUUUAAAAAAAAACAUUCUGCUAAUUUAUAUACAUUAACGUAUAUCUGACAGGAUGAUGGUUAAUAGGCUUUUGCCCAGUGACUCUUUGUGACCAGUCCUGGGAUUAAAAACUUACACCUGAACUGUAACUUCUAUUAUUAUAACGUAAUGCUUCAAAUUCGCCAUCAUCAGUUACAGAAGCCAACGCAAAACCUCAACCCAGACAAAUUCCAUUCUGAAUGUUGUCAUUUUAUCCCAUAUUUUAUUUUAGCUACUACAACAACGAAUACGGGUCUGUUUUUACAACCGCUAUGUCAUACUGUUAACAUAAUAUAAGAAAUCACUCGAAAUGUGUUGUUUCAUUUAUAGCACUGUUUUGUUUUUAUUCUAAGAAAUUCUGAAUGUAUUAAAGGAGAAGUCUGGUCCAAAAAAAAAGUGCAAAAAUGUUGCUGAUGUGGAGUUAAUCAGUUAAUUUCAUUUGGCUAAUACGUCAUGUACAUCUUCCACCAGGAGUUAGCCAGUGUUGGCUAAUAAUGCUAACGAUGUGAACUGUGCACAUUUCUUCAGGAAGGCAGUGCAGGAUGGUAUCUCCUUCACAGAUAUAAGAGUUCUAUAUUGUGUUGAAUAUUUUCUUUUUCCGACAAGCCACUGUAUUGUGUAAGGAAUUUAUUUCUAAGCCAGGAAUCAGAUGAUCGCUGGACACUGGUCUCUGUUCAAACACUGGAUCUUAUCCUAUAGAACUGUCAGAUGUAUAAAUAUUUUGUAUAUCUUAUUGAGAGAAAUAAUAAUAAUAAAAAAAAAGAAGUCUUUUUUGCUAUUUUUUGUAUUCAGAGGUUUAAAAAAAAAAAAAAGAAACUUACCACUCGAAUUUAUGGGAUUAGUUUGUUUUAUACCAACCAAAAUUGGAGAUCCGGGAGAUGACGGCGUCGUCGGAAACCUGGUCAAACAGAAGAGGUUGCGAAAUAGCUUUAAUCUUCUGCUCUUUCUACGAUCUCGACCUUAGUGUUUUGGGUUGGCGUUAGUCGUGUUGACGUGCACUGUUCGAGGACGCAUCACACUGAAACUAGGAAGACACUCUGACGUCCGUUCGCUGCUGUUCAGAAAAAAAGUGUGACCAAAUACUAUUCUAUUCUAGAUGUCUAUACUGUUGUAAAGGCUUUACUGACUCUAGUGGGGCUACAGUAACUCAACGCCAGCCUAUUCACCUUAACCGAAUGUCUGUUUGCUUUUCUUGUUUUUCGUUUUUUUUGUUUUGUUUUGUUUUGUUGGGGGUCUUUUUUUUUUUUUCUUCUCGAUUCGUCAGCACAACGUGUGACGUUGCUCUUAACUAAGUCUAUACUGUAUAUUUAAAAAUGUAUGUAUACUACUGUACACUACAGUAUAUAUGUAGUCACGAAUCACUGUACAGUUUGGGGGUCUUUUUGUAUACAGUUUUUAACAGAUUGAUAUCUGUAGAUAUAUGUGGAUUUUUGCCAGCUUUUCGGUAGUUAUUAACAGCAAAACACAAAAAGCUGUAAAACUGCUUGUAAUAAAUAAAUGAAGAAAAAUC
Messenger RNA from Hemibagrus wyckioides, 10408 nucleotides. It is a transcript of the gene atp11a, whose product is annotated as ATPase phospholipid transporting 11A. Gene Ontology annotation, biological process: phospholipid translocation. Gene Ontology annotation, cellular component: trans-Golgi network; recycling endosome; plasma membrane. The transcript has 30 exons. Lineage: Eukaryota; Metazoa; Chordata; Actinopteri; Siluriformes; Bagridae. The record is from RefSeq and is a predicted model, not a curated record. The coding region runs from base 463 to 4089 and encodes 1208 amino acids. Gene Ontology annotation, molecular function: ATPase-coupled intramembrane lipid carrier activity; ATP binding; magnesium ion binding.